Molecule: messenger RNA, 2277 nt
Organism: Pelobates fuscus (common spadefoot toad)
Lineage: Eukaryota; Metazoa; Chordata; Amphibia; Anura; Pelobatidae
Gene: PRR5L
Product: proline rich 5 like
Exons: 9
Coding region: 208-1311 (367 amino acids)
Biological process (GO): TORC2 signaling
Cellular component (GO): TORC2 complex
Source: RefSeq, a predicted model, not a curated record
GAUACAUACACACAGGGGGUGGAGAGAGCUGAUUCAGAUGGGAGGAGAUCACAAGCUAAGGAGCUGGGCUCUGCAGCAGGCUGAUACAAAGUGCAGACCCCUCAGCACUCAGGGCAAAGGGGGUCUCUGGGCUGCAGGCUGUGCCAUCACCCACCUACCCUUCAAGACAAGGACCCUGUCCCCUGGGGCUUCCAUCCUGCUUUCCGUAUGACUAGGAGUCAGACUCUGCUGCCGUACAUUGCAGUCCAGUUCAAUAAGAUGGGCUCGUUCCGCCGCCCUAGGCCACGGUUUAUGAGUUCUCCUGCCCUUAGUGACUUGCCACGCUUCUAUGCCAACAGACAGACUGCACAGCUGAACUCCAGCACUGUGUGGAACAGUGUCCAGUCGGCCGUAAUAAAUGUGUUUAAAGGUGGCGGGCUCCAGUCGAAUGAACUGUACUCUUUGAACGAAAGCGUCAGACAUUUACUCAAAAGUGAACUUGGAUCCUUUAUCACGGAAUAUUUUCAGAAUCAGUUACUAUCAAAAGGUCUUGUGUUAAUGGAAGAGAAGGUGAAGUUGUAUGAAGGUGAAAACCGAAUUGCCAUCAUAUCCGAGCUAUGGGACCAUUUCUUUACUGAGAUCUUGCCUACGCUUCAGGCUAUAUUUUAUCCUGUCCAGGGCCAAGAGCUUACCAUCCGUCAGAUUGCUCUUCUUGGCUUCCGAGACUCUGUCCUGUUAAAAGUGGGUCUGGAUAAGACGUUGUCGAACAACAAUUCUCCGAUACCACCAUCCUUUCUUCAAAUGCUGCUCGUCCUUCAGGAUGUUCAUGAACCUUCUGGUCCAAGUGAAGGUUAUCUAAAGCUGGAGGAACUCGUGAAAAUGGUUGUAUCGCCUUACUUGGCAGCAUACGGAGACAGGACCUACAGCAAUGGUGGUGGCUCCUGUUUUCUUGAACAUCGAUUCACCAGAUGUCACGCCAGAUCGGAACCUAUGCCUUACUCAUCUUCCCACCCUACCACCUCACUUGCUGCUGAGCGCUCCUUGUCCCCACUCACGGAACACGAAGGGGAGACUUACCUGGAGAAAUGUGGCAGCAUCCGUCGACACACUGUGGCCAAUGCCCACACAGACAUUCAACUUCUAGCCAUGGCCUCCAUCAUGCAUCCAGCAAGGUCGGAUGAGUCUGAAAUUGGGGAACAAUGUCUCCUACUGCAGCCUGGCUUCAACUCACGACAGUGUAACAGUGAACCGAACAUUGCAGACGACCCUGGAGAUAUGCUGCCCGAUUCCCUACAGGAGAACACAGAACAGGAUUCCAUGUCUUCUAGCUGACGGAACAACUAGGGAGACUAUCUGGACACAACCUUGAGCUUUUACUUGUAGGCAGGAUCACAGAUGCCCUCAAAAUACACUUUGGCACAUGUAAUACCUCCGUAUUAUAUUCCAUCCUCCAAAGUAAACUCCAUUAGGAAGAUGGCAAAGGUUGGCUAGUGAGAGGGCAAAUGCAGAUUUGGCUAUGGCUCAUAGUUACCCUUACCAUGUGCUUCCCACACAAAAAAAGGUUCUAGGUAACGAACUGAAAUGAUUUAUGAGAAGUAUGGACCCUCCUUGAAGGUUCUGGAUUUGAGUCAUCUUCUUCUCUACAACAGUGACAGAACAUGCAUUGUGGUUACGUGAUGAAAUAAGGACUCCAUUUACGAAAAAAGACAGUUCUUAUGUGUUCUUUUCACACUAAAAACUUUGAUGGACUUUUUGGUUUUAUUCACUGUGGGUAAGAAUGUUUGUUCAUCUCAGAGAAUAUUUAGACAUGCAAGUCUAUGGGAGAAAACACAACUGGGUUCUUUGUGACUUUGGACCCUAAAGAGUUCUAUACCAUGCUAAAUAGGUGCCUCCUAUGGUUUUUGUAACUUGACGCAACUCACCAGCAAUUCGAAUUUAGCUAGAUUUUUUUUUUAAUGUUGGGCUUCAUAGAUGAGUCAAAAUAUUUUAUGACAUUUCGAGACUAGUGGUUUUUCAAAGUAAUAAUUGGUUGGUCUGCAUUGCAAAAAAAUAGGAAUACUGUUAAAAUGUGGUACAGUUAAACUAAUAAAAAAGGGCAAUGCAUGCUUCACGAGGGGUUGUUUAUGAACUGCUAUAAUAAUUCCAGACAUGAAGAUCAUUUGUACAGAAAUCUUGAAAAUGACUGUUUUACAGCAGAUAAGUGCUGUAGGACCUGCUGUUGUUAAAAGUGAUUUGGGGUGAAAAGGAACAUUAAGCCAUAUUGAAUGAAUGAAUAAAGAAUGUAUUUAUUUUAAGAGU